This is a messenger RNA of Candida albicans SC5314, 4944 nucleotides long. RefSeq names its product Iqg1p (gene IQG1). NCBI's taxonomy places the organism in Eukaryota, Fungi, Ascomycota, Pichiomycetes, Serinales, Debaryomycetaceae. The coding region runs from base 1 to 4944 and encodes 1647 amino acids. The transcript has a single exon. Gene Ontology annotation, biological process: mitotic actomyosin contractile ring assembly actin filament organization; regulation of GTPase activity; regulation of actin cytoskeleton organization. Gene Ontology annotation, molecular function: GTPase activator activity; actin filament binding; calmodulin binding. Gene Ontology annotation, cellular component: cytoplasm; mitotic actomyosin contractile ring. The record is from RefSeq and is a predicted model, not a curated record.
AUGGCGAUUGGUAAUAUAGCAGCUAGAUAUCUAAGCUCACUCGAAGAGACAGAUACCACCGCAACCACCACCACCACCACCACAUCUAAUGUUUUACAGCCAAGUAAUAGAUUGAACUCCCCGACAAAGUUCAAUAGAAAAAGUCUUGACAAUAAUAGUCAAGAUUUAGAUGCUUUGGCAAGAGCUUUGAACAUUACUCCAAGUAAACCGGAGACUCCUACUUCCAUCUCAAAAGGCUCUGCAACAUCACUAUUAAGAACUAAAUUUGAAUCCCCUUCUGCUACUGUCUCGUCGUUCAAAUCAACUAGCUCAAGCAAUGGGGUCUCACCAACUAAGAAAAAUCACUUUGUGGAAAUCACUUCUGAUGAAACUCCUAGUUGGGCCAACAAAAACUAUAAAGACAUUUUAAACAAAUCACCAACCAAAUUUAAUACCCAAUCCAAUGUUCAUACCCCAUUAAAACAAUUAAACCAACCAAUUGGCACCCCAUCAUCAUCAUCAUUAUCACCAGCAAAAAACGCCUCCAAAAGCUCACCCGGUUAUGAAUAUUUAUGCCGAAUUGAAGCAAUUAAACAAUGGUUAGAACUGGUUUUACAAGAACAAAUCACUCAAUCUGCUUCUCAAUUGAUAUCUUAUAUUCGAAAUGGGAUCCACCUUGCUAAAUUAGCUAAUGUUGUCUUACCCACGUCGAAACCGGUUUUUUUAAAUGAUAGUAAACUUCAGUUCAAGCAUACCGAAAAUAUCAAUCGAUUUUUCCAAUUAUUAGAUUUUUUCAAUAUGCCAGAUUUGUUUCGAUUCGAAUUAACCGAUUUAUACGACGCCAAGAAUGUCCCUAAAGUGUGGUUCUGCUUGCAUGCCUUGAGUUAUAUUUUGCAUAAACAAGAUCCUCUGUAUCCUGCAAUGAAUAAUUUGGUAGGCAAAGUUGAUUUCAGUGCCGACGACAUUCGAACUGCCAAUCGAGCACUAGUUAAUUCCCCGUUACCAAACUUUUCUAGUGCUGAUACUGGUGAAGGAAAAAGUGACACUAGCAAUAAUAAUAGCAGUACUACAAGUGCCACUGCUGCAUUUAUGGAUAAAGUCACUUCACCGGUUAAGAAAACACCAUCUCCAUUAAAAAGACCACAACAAUUGCAAAAGAAACAGUUAGAAUUGGUCGAAGAUAAUAAACCAGAAUUGACACAAGAUUCUAGCGGACUCUCCAAAAUUAGUAGGGAUGACCCCUUUACUGACCGUGUGGAUUUGGCUCCUCCUUCAACAUCAAAUGCAAAAUUAGAAUUACACACUCCACCAUCAAAACUGCUUGAAUUCAAAAUCAAGCUGCCAAUAAUUGAUCUAUCUCAUAGAGAUUCUGACUAUUAUACCCCAGAGUUGGAAAGUCAUCUCCCCAAUAUUAUAAAGUUUCAAUCGUUGGCUAGAGGGGCUGUUUUCAGAUACUUGAUGUUUGUGGAUAGAAUCUUGUUAAAAUCAUACCAAGACGAGUUUACCAAUCUUUUCGCAAUAAUACGUGGUAAUAAAGCGCGUCGCAAAACUGUUCACAAACAUCGAGAUGAAUUGAGGUUAUAUAGCUUUGAAAUUAUUGAAUUACAAUCAAUAAUUAGGAAAAACUUUGUUAUCAACAAAAAACCCAAUUUCACUUCUAUCACCAAUGAUGUUGAAACAGUUGAGUUACAAAGUUUGAUUAGAGGUAAAUUAACAAGAGAUUGGAAAAAAUACGUUACCAAUGGAUUGGAGAAAUUCACUCCCCAGAUUAUUGAUUUCCAAUCAUUGGUCAGAAUGAAAUCAAUUUAUUCCAAAUCAAAUAAAGUAAUUUCUUAUAAAGACGAAAUUUUGCCAUCACUCAUUGAAUUACAAUCUAUUGCACGAAGCCAAUUAUACCAUCGAUUCUCUCGAUCCAACGCCAUUGAUGAAACGGAAAUUAUUAAAAUCCAAUCAAUCAUUAGAAGAAAUGCAGUUAUUGAAGACCUUUACACCAAACUUUCCAAGGUUCGUUCUAAUAAACGUAGAUUGAUAGAGUUGCAAAGCAUUGCUCGUGGAGGGGUUGCUAGAACAAAGUUAUGCAACAGUGUUUUGGUCACCUUAAUUUAUGAAGACGGGAUAUUGAAUCAGCUUUUCGCCAAGAUUAGAGGUGACAAUUACCGUAAGAAAUUCAAUAGUCAAAAAUCGGAGCUAUUAAAAUAUGAGAAAUCAUCUAUCAUACCAGUUCAAACUUUAUUCAGAGGAGUUCUUUCCCGCUAUACCAAAGAGGUCACACUCAGUGACAUAUUUGAUCAAAUUGACAGUGUAAUCACUUUGCAAUCUGUUGCUCGUGGGAAGUUGAUGAGAGGACUGAUUUAUGAGUUUAGUGACUACUAUCAAAAGCACAUCAAGCAAGUUGUUAAAGCACAGGCAAUUUUGCAACGUGUUUUUGCUCAAAAUGCUUACAAACAGUUGAUAACUAGUAAAAAUCCUCCCCUUAAGGUUAUUAGAAGAUUUGCUCCAUUAUUGUCAAACAAUGACCGUGAUUUUCAAGACGAAAUGACUUUAUCUGAUUUGAAGGAUUUGAUUAUUGAAAAGUGUAAAGCCAAUGAAGAGUAUGAAAAUCAGAUUGAGCAACUUGAUAUGAAGCUUGGGUUGUUAGACAAGAAUAAAAUCAGCAUUGAGGAAUUCCUCAAACCAACAAAGGGUAAAACUUUCAAGCCUAUUGUGGAAAAUGUGAAAAAUUUGGAACGAUUGAAUAAAUCAUUGAAGAAGAAAAUUGAAUUGUGGCAAACACUCUUUUAUUUUAUUCAAACCAAUCCCAUUUAUUUGACAAAAUUGUUUAAUUCCAUUCCAUAUACUAAAAAUCAGACAAAAUCUGGUCAAGAUUUGUUCCAGUCUGUGAUUCAAUUAUUCCCAGUAAGAGAUUCAUCAAUUACUUAUCAUUCUCGUGAAGAGUACUUUUUGGUCAAACUUAUGAUCCAGUUGAUGCAAAAUGAUACAGCUAACUCAAACAAUUUGGGUGACAUCACCAAGUUGCAUUUGACAAACUGGAUAGAUUUCUUUACUAAUUUCAAUAAUCAUACAUUCCAGAGACAACACUUGAAAGCACUUUUGGGCAAGUUUGUUAUACGUAUUGUUGAUAAUGAACAAGUGGAUUUUGAAUCAGAUCCAAUCAGAAUCUACAAUCAAAUCAUUGAUCAUGAGAUGAAAGUUUAUGGUCGUAGUGAAAAGUCUCGUGAUAUUUCACCACAGGCAGCUAUUCAGUUGCCAGAAGUUAGUAAUAAGUUUGUGGGCAAUUUGAUGUCAUUAAGGGAGACUUGCAGUGAUUUGCUUUCAAUGUUACAAAAAAAUGCUUCUGGAAAUAAAGCCUUGUUGCAAAUCCCUGACCAUGUGAAAUUGAUUUGUCGUCAAGGUUAUUUAUGUGCUCAAAGAAAGUUCCCCGACAAAUCUGAUCAACAACAUUUAGCCGUUGCUGGGGUUAUAUUUGUGAAACACUAUCUUGGAUCUAUUUUGCAAGUACCAGAGAACUAUGGAAUUUUGACUGGUAACAAUGAUACCCAGAAAGCUAAAAGCAAAGACAAUUUGCGAUACUUGUAUCGUGUUAUGUUGCAAUUGUUUUCAAUGAAACCAUUUAAUGACAAUUUUUUGAAACCAUUGAAUGAGUACAUUAUGGCAAGUACCGACACCGUUAAGUCAAUCAUUAGUCAGGCAAUUAUUAAUGUGGGUGAAAUUGAAACCGUGUAUGAAUUACAUGAUUAUGAUGAUCUUGUGACUCAUCAGAGACCUAAGUUGACUAUCAGUGUAAACUCAUUGAUUCAAUUAGAGAAAUCCAUCUUGCAAAAUGUCGAUAUUAUUACAACAGGCAAUGAUGAUCAAUUGUACAAAACAUGCGUCGAGGUGGAAAAAUUGUUGAUUUCCCCACAAGACAUGUUGACAUUGACCGAUUUGUCAUCGGUUACUUUGAACUUAAAUCCUACCACACAAGAGGAGUCUAUAGUUGAUUCAAAAACUAAAACAUUGUUCACCCAAGCCAAACGCUGCUUGUUGUAUAUCAUUAGAGUGCAGGAAGAAGACGACAGUGAUGAUUUAUUGGAAUUAUUAAUAUCGGGCAUCAAACCAAGCCACGAACAAAGAUUCAAGGAGAUUGUUCAAUAUGAAAAAGCGGAGCAAGAUAUUUCCCUCAACAACAGCAAGAGUGUUACUGCUAAUACUGUCAAUAAAAAGAAAUCUACCAGACCAUAUUCGGGUACAUCAUUAGGGGACUUGUCGAAUUUAACCUAUCAUGAAUUGAAAAAAAUGUGUUUGGAGAUUAUUCUUAAGCUAGAAUCAAUGGGGGAGUUGACUCGUAAAAACUCAUUUCAAACAUUGCUCAAUCAAAUAGCUAUGGACAUUAAAACAAAGGAUUCUCAAAGACAAUGCCGUUGGCAACAAUUGCAAGUUUCUCAAAAAACUAUUAAGAAGUUGUCUGAGAAGGAAAACUAUUUGAAAACGCAAUUGCACAACUAUAAAAAACACGUUGAAUCGGUAUUAUUGGAAUUACAAUCAAAAUCAAAAUCAAAUGAUAAGAAUUGGAAAAGAAGGCUAUUUAAUAUUAUGGUCAUCCCCGUUUUCAGCAAACAAUAUUUCUAUCAUCGUGAAUUGAGGAAACAUAAUCGCUUACCUAAAUUUGGCUCCUAUAAAUAUCUGGCCAAAAAAUUGAUAGAUCAAAAAGUCCUUAUUGAUUUUUCUACUGCCAACAAUGUUGCUACAGCAUCAAAGUUGGAUUUUAUGUUUAGUUGUCAUCAAGUUGGUAAAUUUACUAUUGAAGUUGCCUCAGGUACAGUGAACAUUCCAGGUGCUACCAACACCAUAACUUUAGACGAAUUGUUGGCAUUGCAGUAUGAGAACAAAACUAAAUUUGAAUUGUUCGAUGGUAUGGCAACGUUUGAUUCUAAUAAUUUUAUGGGAUUGAUAUUUAGAAAGUUCUAUGAUUUGAAGAAAGAAUAA